UCCCGGACGGAGCGCGAUGCCGGAGACGGGACGGGUUUGAGGUUGGGGAGUAUGGUUAUAAAAAGUAACGGGGCGCGACGCGGGUAGAAACCGUGGUGGAGGCAAAGGCGCCGCGGGCUUGGCUUGGCUGGCACCCUCUCCUUCUCGUCUUCGGCUUCGUCUUCCCCCGUCAAACCCACCCACGCCGGCCGCCGACGCCGCCGCCGUUGCGGCGGGUGCUUCCCCCGCUCGCGUCGGUGCCGGGGGGCUGAGGGGAAGAGGGGGAGGGGGAGGGAAGGCACGCGGCUGACCUCGUGGGGGAGGGGAGGGGGGGAACGGGGCGACACCACCCACCCACCGCCACCAUGUGCUCGUUGCCCGCCUGGUAAGAUUGGACCAGCUGUGAUUUGGGGAGCUUAAAGUUUUGAUCAGAGACAUGGAAAAAGUGAUCUUCUGGGCACAUCUCCUUAAAUGCAAGCUUUUUCUUUCAAAAGAAACUCUUGAUUGGUGUGUUUUAGCUCGUGGGAACACCCACCACUUCUCUCUGGUGAACUACACAUAGUGGUUUUAUGCUCCUUUAUGCUCAAGAACAUUUGGCUGAUUCAAUCUUUUUCCUGAAGCCAUAUUUCAAGUCUGCCAAACAUCUACAUCACGUCAUCUCUAAAGAAGCUUCCUUUAAGUUGUAGAUGCUGAUCAUAUAAGCUGGGGUUAAUACCUUUGCUCAUUUGUUUGUCAUCUGUUGCUCCCUAGUUAAUUACCACUAGUGUUGCAUUGAGGUCAGGGUUCAUCCUUGCUAUAGUAUGCAACUAUAUACUAUGGUUGCUGCUUGAUCUUCUGAGUGAACCAAGAUCCAAGAAAACAUAAGGUGCUGGGGCUACUGUUCAAUUGACUGGUUGCAUAUAUUUGUUCGUGCUAAUCGAUAGACUAGUCAAUUGGAAGUGGUGGCAAACACCUGUCUUUGUGACUUGGCUGUCCAACAGGAAAAGGCUAGCACAAGGCUGACAUUGACCGGCAUAAUGGACAGAUUCAAAAUGAUUAAGGAAGUUGGUGACGGGACUUUCGGGAGUGUAUGGCGUGCUAUAAAUAAACAAAAUGGUGAAGUUGUGGCAGUUAAGAAAAUGAAGAGGAAAUAUUAUUCUUUUGAGGAAUGCAUGAGUCUACGUGAAGUAAAGUCUUUGCGGCGCAUGAAUCACCCUAACAUCGUGAAGCUCAAGGAGGUUAUAAGGGAAAAUGACAUAUUAUACUUCAUAAUGGAAUACAUGGAGUGCAAUCUCUACCAACUUAUGAAGGAUAGAGUCAAGCCUUUCUCAGAGGCAGAAGUCCGGAAUUGGUGCUUUCAGAUUUUUCAGGCUCUUGCAUACAUGCACCAGAGGGGUUACUUUCAUCGUGACCUGAAACCUGAGAAUCUGUUGGUUAGCAAAGAUGUCAUAAAGCUGGCGGACUUUGGUCUUGCAAGGGAAGUUACAUCCGUGCCACCAUACACAGAAUAUGUGUCAACUCGCUGGUACCGAGCACCUGAAGUAUUGCUCCAGUCAUCUAUCUAUGAUUCUGCAGUUGAUAUGUGGGCUAUGGGUGCCAUAAUGGCCGAGCUGUUGACACUUCAUCCUCUUUUUCCUGGCACAAGUGAGGCUGAUGAGAUUCUGAAGAUUUGCAAUGUUAUCGGUAGCCCAGAUGAACAAUCAUGGCCACAAGGAUUGUCUCUUGCAGAGACCAUGAAGUUUCAGUUCCCUCAGGUCAGUGGCAAUCAACUGGCAGAGGUAAUGACAUCAGUCAGUAGUGAGGCAGUCGACCUGAUUUCAUCACUGUGCUCAUGGGACCCUUGCAAGAGACCAAAGGCUGCAGAAGUUCUCCAGCAUACUUUCUUUCAGGGCUGUACAUUUGUUCCACCUACUGUCCGGUCAAAAGCUGGAGUGCUCCCUAAAACGCCUCCAUGUGUUGGAGUAAAAGGAGUUUCGGAGCACGGCAUGCCUCGAAGAUACUCUACAGGAACUCUAUCAACAACCAAACCUCAUAGUAAUGCAUCUCUGAAAUCAAGUGGCUUAUCUAAGACCGGUGUACAAAGAAAACUUCAAAUGGAUCGUCAGGCGCCACAGAAGAUUAAAAAACCUACUGAGAGUAAUAAUAAACUAACCACUAAUCGAGUACCUGCAAGGAAUAGCCCAGGUCACCCUGUAUUAAGGCAUUCACGCAGUUUACCUGAAACUGGCCGGGCAACAAUGCACAAGGUUUCAACCCUUACCGAGAGAUUAACUCAUAUGUCUGUUACCUCUCGAACGCGUACUACUCCCAAGCCUGCUGCCCCGUUACUGAAGGCUGGGCUCGGCAAGUCUGACUUACUGGGAAAAACAGACGAAAUACCUCCUGCAAAGAGGUUGACAAGAAAAUUAGUAAGCUAACGUAGCAGCAUCCAUACAGUGGAAGCUGGUUAGCUGGUGCAGAGAGGUGUUAUAAGCUACAGAGCAAAAUCCCGGUCUGCUGAAAAUGAUGGCACUGCCGGAGUGUUUGCCAAAUUUGCUGCAUCCAAGUGCCAUAGUAGAAUAAGUCGAGCCUGCCGAUCCACGUGGAUCUGCUUUUGCCCCAAGUUUGUUCCAUGUUUGAAUAGAACAUGAGUGUGCUAUAUCGAUUUGAAUUGUUGUCGACCAGUGUUCACUCGCAUAUGCGGUCUGACAAAUGAUAGACCCGCGAGCAGGAGGAUGUUUGGCUUUUGCUUGUACAGUUUAUGAGCUUUUGGGUGGCGGUCAAGUCUUUGUCGGGUCCUUGGCAAAUGAUACAAUGCAUAGUCUGGUUUUGACUUCGUCUGUGGCUCUAUUCAGGUCUUUGUUUGAAGAU
Oryza sativa Japonica Group (Japanese rice) is the source of this 2808-nucleotide messenger RNA. NCBI's taxonomy places the organism in Eukaryota, Viridiplantae, Streptophyta, Magnoliopsida, Poales, Poaceae. The record is from RefSeq and is a predicted model, not a curated record.